UUCACUGGGAGGGACGAGGUGUUUACUGACACAUUCAGGCGGAGGUUCACAUGUAAAACAUUUGUCUUGUGUCUGCUGAGCUGGGAGGACAAACACUCACUCAGUGAGGCGGACGGACGCCCAGUUGGACCUCUGAAGAUGAACCUUGCAAAGAUUCACGAGGGGCUGCACGUGAAGACCUUCUGGGAGGAGAAGAUCCACGGCGAGAGCCAACAUGCCGAGAGCGAGGAGCAGCGGAGGAACCGCAGCGCCCUCAAGAAGCUGCGGGGCGAGUGGGUGGUCCGCCUGGACAACCGGACCAAACACCUGAAGAAGCUGGACAGCACGAGGAAGGUCAGCGGGGAGUCAGCUGACCAGGCGAUGACAUCACCGGCUCAGCAGACAUAAAUAAUCUCACAACGUAGAAUCUUUUUGUUUGGAGGGAUGAACAACAACAACAACACAACAAUAAACUUUUAAAAAAUCCUCACAACACAAAAUAUUCAUACAAAAUAACAGAAAACACACAGAAUCAGAGUUGUGUUCAUUUAUUUACUAGUUUGAUCAUAUUUCCUGUCAAUCAGCAGCACAGUGAACAAUCAGAAUGUGAUCUGAUGAAUAUGAACUUUCUUCUUUCAGAAACACAACACACAUAUUGUAAGAGCCUGAGGGGACAUAUAUGUUGCCGUUUCUUUUCCUAUAUUGUUUGCAGCAGAUGCCCUCAGACGGGCUGAUUAGGCACGAGAGCAGUUUUUCUACCGUGUGACGGAAUGUGUUUUUUGACGCUUUUAUUUUGCGGAAAUAAACACCAAUCUAAAAGAA
Molecule: messenger RNA, 801 nt
Organism: Gasterosteus aculeatus aculeatus (three-spined stickleback)
Lineage: Eukaryota; Metazoa; Chordata; Actinopteri; Perciformes; Gasterosteidae
Product: protein FAM240B
Source: RefSeq, a predicted model, not a curated record